UUUUUUAUACACUGAUCAUAAAAAAAGAAGAUUAAAAAAUGGCAGAGAAAAACGAUCUCUUGGGAAGUUUCCUGAGCUGCCAUGUUUGUUCAGAGACUUUCAAAGAUCCUGUGUCUCUGAGCUGCAGCCACAGCUUCUGUUCAAGCUGCCUGCAGAAGUUCUGGGAACAAACUGGAAACAAGAACUGUCCUGUUUGUAGAAGAAGAGCCUCAAAGGAACAUCAGUCUGUUAACAUGGCCCUCAAAGAACUGGCUGAUUCAUUUGCUAAGAUGCAGACUAACAGCUCAGCUGAGAUGGACGAAGAUAAGAAAAAGAAAAAGGAGGUGGUGUGUGAGAAACACUCAGACGUUCCUUAUUGGUUCUGUGAAGACGAGCAGAGAGCUGUGUGUCCUGUCUGUGAGUUUUCUCUCCACCAGAAGCACAAAGUGGUUCCUGUAGAACAAGCAGUCAGAGAGCUGAAGGAGCAGCUGAGAUCUGACUUAAAGUCUCUGCAGGACAAGAGGAACAAACACAAACAUGUGGAGGAAACWUACAAUGAUGUGAUCCAACACUCCAAGAAGCAGCUGCUGUCCACAGAGACACAGAUCAGAGCAGAGUUCAACAAGCUCCACCAGUUCCUGAGAGAGGAAGAGGAGUCCAGACUGGCAGCUCUGUCUGUCUGAUGAUCUGACCAGUGUGAGACGUGGAGAAACCAAGCAGCAGCUUCCUGACAAUCCAGAGAGAAACACUUAUUCUACAGAUGUUUUUGGUUCUGAGGGCUUCAGCUCAGGGAAACACAGCUGGGAGGUGGAGGUGGGAGAUCAUCCUGACUGGCGAAUUGGUUUGGUUAAAGAGUCAGUCGACAGGAAGGGAGCAUGUUCUGCUUUACCAGAAGAUGGAGUCUGGUGUUUAUGUCAUGGUGAUGGAGAAUACAAUGAUGUUGUUGCUAAAACUCUCAGUGUGACGAAGAGUCUCCAGAGGAUCAGAGUCCAGCUGGACUAUGACAGGGGGGAGGUGUCCUUCUACAACUCUGAAGACAUGAGUCUCAUCUACACUCACAGAGACACUUUCACUGAGAAACUGUUUCCUUAUUUUAGUGUUGGACCUGCUGGAGACGCCAAAACCUCUGAUGUUAAAAUCUGUGAGACUAAGAUUGUGUUUGGGUCAAAGGGAUUCUUUUAGAUUAUAGGCAGUGACUGUUUGGUUGUCGCAGUUAUUUUUUCCUCCUUUGUAAUUUCUUAUCAC
Molecule: messenger RNA, 1224 nt
Organism: Austrofundulus limnaeus
Lineage: Eukaryota; Metazoa; Chordata; Actinopteri; Cyprinodontiformes; Rivulidae
Product: nuclear factor 7, brain
Molecular function (GO): zinc ion binding; protein binding
Source: RefSeq, a predicted model, not a curated record